Molecule: messenger RNA, 1110 nt
Organism: Lacerta agilis (Sand lizard)
Lineage: Eukaryota; Metazoa; Chordata; Lepidosauria; Squamata; Lacertidae
Gene: DOHH
Product: deoxyhypusine hydroxylase
Biological process (GO): peptidyl-hypusine biosynthetic process
Molecular function (GO): deoxyhypusine monooxygenase activity
Source: RefSeq, a predicted model, not a curated record
AGAACGCGUGUGGCUUAGGUGAGUGGGAUAGACAUCAAAGCGGGUGGGGACCGUCUGCAUCCCUGUUGCCAUGGAGACGGGAUGAGAGGGGCAGGUGUUUUUUUGAAGUAGCUCCUGCCCAGGCACCAUGGUGACGGAGAAGGAAAUCGAGCUGAUCGGCCGGACACUGGUGGACGCCGGCCAGCCCCUAAAAGCCCGUUUCCGGGCGCUGUUCACCCUCCGAAACCUAGGGGCAGCCAUUGAGUGGAUCAGCCGAGGUUUUCGGGUGACUCUGCCCCUCAAACACGAACUGGCUUACUGCCUGGGGCAAAUGCAGGACGAGAGAGCGAUUCCAGUCCUCAUUGAGGUUCUCCGAGGCUCGCCAGAACCCAUGGUCCGCCACGAAGCUGUAAGAGGCGCUGUGCGAGGCGCUUGGUUGCCAUUGGGAACCCCAGGAGUUCUAGACAUCCUGAAACAAUACUCCGAGAUCCCGUCGUCGAGGUGGGCAGAGACGUGCCAGCUGGCCGUGAAGAGGCUGGAAUGGUUGCAGGAUCACCGGCAAGAAGCGUCCUCCGGUCCUAAUCCUCUGUAGACCCCGGCGCCCCCGGCCGAGGAGGGGGACGUGGAAAGGGCUGCGGCAGGCUUUGCUGGACGAUUCGCGGGCCGCUGUUUGAGCGCUACCACCGGGGCGAUGUUUGCCCUGCGCAACGUGGUGGGGAACGCCGUCCUGGCCUUGGCUGACGGCCUCCGGUGCGGCAGCGCCCUCUUCCGCCACGAGGUCGCCUACGUCCUGGGCCAGAUGCAGCACGAGGCGAGCGUCCCGCAGCUGACCUCACUGGAGGACGGCGCCGAGAGCCCCAUGGUGCGCCACGAGUGCGCCGAGGCCCUGGGCUCCAUCGCCCGGGCCCCCUGCCUCUCCGCCUUGAAGGCCCACGCCCAGGACAAGGAGCGGGUCGUGCGGGAGAGCUGCGAGGGUGGCGCUGGACAUCUACGACUACGGAACGGCGGCGAUUUCCAGUACCCCGACGGGCUGAGCAAGCUGAAGGACUCGGACUGAAAAGGGCGCAGGGAGCCGGCCGCGUUUGGGCCGUUGCGAUUUCCUCCCGGUUUGGGAUUCCGCAGCCCUGGGAA